CUGUAUUGCUGCCGCCUCUGCAUCUGGAGAGCCCACGGAUACAACCAAAGCAUCCUGCUGGUUGACCCAGGAAAGCCCUGACUCAGCACGGCCCAGCCAGGGUUACAGCCAGCAGCAGCCAAAACACUGAGCCGGAGACAUGAGACACAGGCCAACUCCAAACACAACCAGGAAGAGGAAGGCUUCACUAAGCCACCCCUGGGACAACACAAAGAGCACAGAGGGGUAUAAAAGGGCAGCUGCCAGGAUCCACACUCACACACACAACUCACUCACUCACACACUCACUCACUCACUCACUCACACCUCCCCAGCCCGACCCCGCCAUGGCCGCCUCCACCAUGUCCGUCUGCUCCAGCGCUUGCACCGAGCCCUGGCAGGUGGACGACUGCCCAGAGAGCUGCUGCGAGCCCUCCUGCUGUGAGCCCAGCUGCUGCCAGCCCAGCUGCUGCACCUCAGCCCCCUGCCUGAGCCUCAUCUGCACCCCAUGCUGCCAGUCAGGCUGUACCAGCUCCACCUGCCAGCCGGCUUGCUGCUCCUCCUCCUGCCAGCCUUCCUGCUGUGUGCCCGCCUGCUGCACACCUGUCUGCUGCACACCUGUCUGCUGCAAACCUGUCUGCUGCACGCCUUCCUGCUCUGGUGCCUCCUCCUCCUGCUGCCAGCAGUCUAGCUGCCAACCAGCUUGCUGCUCUUGCUCUCCCUGCCAGUCAUCCUGCUGCAUACCUGCCUGCUGCACACCUGUGUGCUGCAAGCCUGUGUGCUGCACACCUGUGUGCUGCAAGCCUGUCUGCUGCAAGCCUGUCUGCUGCAAGCCUGUUUGCUGCACACCUGUCUGCUGCACACCCACCUGCUCAGGUGCCUCCUCCUCCUGCUGCCAGCCAGCUUGCUACUCCUGCUCCCCCUGCCAGCCAUCCUGCUGUGUGCCCGUCUGCUGCAAGCCCGUCUGCUGCACACCUUCCUGCUCCUCCGUGUCCCUGCUCUGCCGCCCCGUGUGCAGACCCUCCUGCUGUGUGCCUGCCUCCUCCUGCUGUACCUCCUCCUGUGAGCCCAGCUGCUGCCGCCCAUCCUCCUGCGUGUCCCUGCUCUGCCGUCCCACCUGCCCCCGCCCGGCCUGCUGUGGCCUCUCCCUGGGCCAGAAGUCCUGCUGCUGAUUGGCCUCAUCCCGCAGGGCCGGCAGGCUCCAGUCUCCAUGUUAUACCUUUAUUCACACCAACUCCAUGCUCCAGUCUUCAGUUGCCCUGAAACCAACUCUGACUUGACCCUUCAUCCUUGGACCUUUUCAGCCCCAGAAUUCCCACCCCUACCGUGCAGGCUGUGCUGAGCCCAGGACCCUGGCAGCUCCCAGCGUCCUCUGAGCUGUAGCUUCCCAAACCCUAUUUUGCAUCCAGGCUGGCUGGUGGUUACUGAGUCCUCCCCACAGGAUGACCUGCCAUGUGCAAACAGUCAGCCCUGUGCCCUCCCCCAGGUCCUUUGCACACCUGGCAAACCAUGCAGAGCUCGGACGUGGCAGGGGUAUCACUUUGGGCUCCUGGCCUUGAGCUGCGCCCAGGCUGAUUAUGCCACAGACAAGGCCAGCCGUCCCCUCCCAUGGUGCCUGGCUCGCUCUUGAUAAUCAUCCCUGCCAGCCCCGUGUGGGGAGCCUGUCUGCCAUGGAGACUCCCGUGCAGGAUCCCUGUGACAGUCAGGGACAGAGGGGCCUGCUGCCCGCUGGCCCUUGGCCCAGGUCUUCUGUGUGCCCUACACUGCAAGUCCCUGGACCCCAGCCAGCUCUCCAGCAUCCCUCGCCCCUCCCUCUGCCCUCUCUUCCCCCGCCCACUAUCUCUGUUACCCCAUAAAAUAAAUAUUCUCAUCCCUGGAAGACAAUGCCGAUCUGGUCUGUUUCGUGACUAUCUGAAGACAGUUUCUUUGUGACCUCUGUGUGGGAUUUUCAACACCUGAUGUCUCCACGAUGUGUUUUUGUUUUCUGCAGUUUCUGCCAUUCUUGCUCCUGGCCUUGUUCCCUUGUGUGCUUCGUUACUUUGGCCACGGAGCUGUCCUUGCUUUGUGAGGGCGUCGGCACGCUGGCCCUCCCUCCACCUUAGUUUCCAUCCUCU
Messenger RNA from Chinchilla lanigera (long-tailed chinchilla), 2093 nucleotides. Its product is annotated as keratin-associated protein 10-7-like. Gene Ontology annotation, cellular component: keratin filament. Lineage: Eukaryota; Metazoa; Chordata; Mammalia; Rodentia; Chinchillidae. The transcript has a single exon. The coding region runs from base 327 to 1151 and encodes 274 amino acids. The record is from RefSeq and is a predicted model, not a curated record.